Anneissia japonica is the source of this 3423-nucleotide messenger RNA. RefSeq names its product protein Skeletor, isoforms B/C-like. NCBI's taxonomy places the organism in Eukaryota, Metazoa, Echinodermata, Crinoidea, Comatulida, Comatulidae. The transcript is spliced from 17 exons. Bases 106 to 2208 code for a protein of 700 amino acids. The record is from RefSeq and is a predicted model, not a curated record.
CUCGGUAAUUUAAUACAGUAGUAUUAAUGAGAGUACAGAAAUUGUUCAUACCGUAAACCAAGUCGCUAUUAAUCGAUUCUCCACCUGCGUCUACGAAAGAGGAAAAUGUUAUUUUAUCUUAAAGCUAUUUUACUAUCAGCGGGUUUGUUUACGGUUACCCAAGCACAAGAAUUUGCAAACUACUUCGGCAGUCAGAUAGGAGUAUUUUCCACUCUUGCCCACCAAGUGACUGGAACCGUGUAUGCAAUUAACAGCACAAGCCUAUGGAUUAGAGGCUUCAACUACGACGGAGCAGGACCAGAUGCCUUCUUCUGGGCUGGAUCAACUACCAUUCCAUCCUCUGCAGGGGAGAUAAUACCGGACGAAAAUGGAAGCGUGGACAAAUUAGGCGCAUAUACAAAUGCCAACCUAAUUAUAAACCUUCCUACGGGUCGUGUUAUCACUGAUUUCAAGUGGAUUUCCGUGUGGUGUCGCCGAUUUGCUGCCAACUUUGGACAAGUUCUCAUUGCGUCAGACUUCGUCGCACCAUCGCCAGUGUCUCUGGGAGUGCUUGGUUUUACACCACGUGUUCAUAACGUACGCGCAGAUAACGUGAUACUUCUCGACUCGCAAACUGUAAAGUUUGUUAAUCUUGAUUACGAUGGUGGUGGUCCGGCCGCAUAUUUUUGGGUUGGAACCGGAUCAGGGCCAAGCCGUCUGGCAAAAAUAUCAAAUUCAAUUAUUAUAUGUAUUUCGGGGAGAUUACCUACCCCUAAUCGGAAGAUUAAAACUACUAUACUUAGACGAUUCAACGGCGAAGAUAUAACUAUUAAAUUUGAUGGUGAACUGACAGUCUUUGAUAUCAAUUACAUCGGUCUGUGGUGUGAAUCAGCCACACAAGACUUCGGGCACGUCGAUAUACCAAAUAUGCCAGCAGUUAUACCAAGUAUAAUAACUGAGCCUCCACCAACGCAGGCACCAACACCGACACCACCACCACCUUUUGAUAACUGUGAACCGUUGAGUGAUACUUUCCAAGUGUUGUGGCAGAUUCGAGAUCAGUCCAUUGAUAUCGAGCUGAGGGGGCUAAUUCCUAUGAAUAAUUACAUGUCAUUCGGUUUAAGUGGCGCAACUGAUCGGACUUCUAUGGUUGGUUCUGACGUCGUAGUUGCUUGGUUAAAUGGACCAGAAGCUAAAGCUGUAGAUUACGAUUUGAAUGCAUAUUCUCAGUGUUCAGGUGGUAGUGGUGCAUGCCCUGAUACGGAAUCGUCAACUCCUGGAACAGAUAGUGUCACCGACAUAGCAGGCUCGUUUUCAGAUGGUGUUACAUCUAUUAAAUACACCAGACUACUAAACACAGGUAAAGAUUUUUUUAGGGGGCUCAGUGGGGAUCCAAUGUGUUUUGAAAAAAGUGCUCUUCCCCCAGCAGUUUUUAAAAAUACUUUUGGAUGCAAGACGAUCAACUUCGGUAGGAGUGCUCAGAACUCAUGUCCACCUCUGAUAUCAGGCGUUGAGUCGACAGCACCAGAACCAUGGCCUCCUUCGGAAAUAGGGCCUAACACCACACAGUUUGUACUUAAAAUCGGGCAAUCAGGUGGCGACAGGGGAUACACUGCUAUAACAGGCAAGCCAGGGUGGGGCAUUUCAUGGUAUGUCAACGGACUCCUGAUUCCUGAGCUGACAGUGCGACGAGGCAUUAGUUACACGUUCCGAGUGUUUGGUGGCUCAAAUCCAGCCCGAUCUGCCGAUUAUCAUCCGUUCUACAUAACUAACGAUGAUGCGGGAGGACUGGCGUCACUGUUAGAAGAUGAAAUCAAGAACGACACGGUGAUUUACGCUGGACCAGUCAAUGGAUCCUUGUGUAUUUAUGAGAACACUGGUGAAGACCAAGCAGCUACUUCGGACACUUUUAAUGACUACUUUAUGACGCUGACUGAGGAAUGUGAAUCGCCACAGGAACCCGCUGAAUUAGUGUGGACACCAGACGAAAAUACACCGGAUUUGGUAUACUAUCAGUGUUACACACAUCGUCACCUCGGAUGGCGGAUUAAUGUUGUAGAUGACGUAACUCCUUCAGCUGAACCAGAGCCGUCGGCUUGUGAUAUAUGCUUGAACGGCGGAACGUGUUUGGUUAACGACAACGACUUCACAAUCUCUUGCCGAUGCCCUGAUGGCUUUAGUGGACCAACUUGUAAAAGGGAAAUGGUUUACUGCCUCUGUAUUCCAUAGUAGUAGUAAUCGAGCAUCUAAGUAAUCUUAAUGGACUGGAUAACUUCAAUUGAUUCAUAGAAGAGAAUGAACCAAUAUAUAUCAGAAAUACAGUAUUUUUUAGUUCGACAGCUUUUAUAAUAAAAUCUGUUGCCUCGUUAUGUGAGGACAGAAUGGAUAUUGGAUAUGGAUAAAGCAGUAUUCUAUUUAUAGCACAUAUUAUGUUACAUAUUCUAUAUUAUAUAUCAAAUAUAUAUAUUUAUUUAUAUAAAUGUAUAUCUAUGUGUAUAAAGUUCUUUGUAUUGAUGUAAUAAUUACGAGCGAUAUUGCACUGCUUGGCUACGAAAACAAUACAGUACCGUAAUUGCUAAACUCUGUUAUGUUACUGAGACAAAUUAUUUUUAGAACCAUUUUAGAAAUAGUAGAAUAAUAAUAAAUUAUCCAUUUCAAAAGUUAACUUUUUUGUUAAAGGAAUGCCGGAUAUGACACAUUCAAAUUCUGCCCCCUCUUCCCCCCCCCCCACCAACCAGUAACACCGACAUAGUUUGCCAGAAUAAAAUGCUCCUGACCGGUUAUAAAGUAUAUAAAAUAUAGCAAACCAGAGGUUUAGUUGUGGCCGUUAGAUCAGAAAACAGCUGUAGGACUAUUUAAGUUAUUGCAAACAUUAACUUUAACGAAAUAUGACAUGUUUUGUUGUUUUGGAUUUUCUUUUAAAAUCGAUAUUGACCAGUAAUUGUAUUAUAUGUUGAUACUGAACUAAAAAUAUCCAACGUUAUUGUGUACAGUCCAAAAGAUUUAAAAUCAAUUUUUUUUUUCACUGCGUGUUAAGUCAUUCGUUGUAUUUGUAUUUUUUCUCAAAGUCAAGCUGAUGUUUGAAUGAACACAAUUCGUUGAUGAAGCAGACAUAUUCUGUAUUGAUGUAAUUUGUUUAGAAUCGCCAUGUAUAUUAUAACAUUAUCACGAAUUCCUAAUAGUUUUUAAUUCACAAUAUUGCUUCGCUCAGCCUUUUUGGUUUUUCCGUGGUAUUUUAAUAUCUUAAAUGAACUACGUUACUUUUGUAUAGGCAUAAUUUUUUUAAAGUUAAUUUAAACCCCGGUUGUAUCAUAUUCAUCCAACAUUAUUUUGUUUUCCAUUUGACAGAACAGCCACAAAUGUAGGAACUUGACAAUAGUAAAACCCACCCAUCCCCGGCUUUUCGCGUCAGUAAUGCAUAGAAAUAAAUAACAAGUAAAAAAA